AUGGGAGGCACCCAGGAGCUCCGGCAGGACCCGCGGGGUGAGCGCGAGGGGCGGUCGGGGGGCUCUGGCCGCACAGCCGGGGUGUCAGCCGGCGCUGGAGCUUGGGGGGCCGAGGGCCUAGGGCUCUUCCUUCUCCCUGGUGUUAAGGUGAGUGGCUGCUGGCUUUCCACAGGCCAGGAAGGUGGAGGCGAGCCCCUGGCUGCUGGGCUGAAGGAGGAGGAACCAUGGCUGAGUUCAGCCCCCGACUCUCAGGAUGCCCCGAGUGAGGAACCGCCCCUCUCCUGCGCUGUCUCUGGGGAGAAGCAGCCGUCAGAGGUCCCUGGAGAACUAACGGGGGCUGAUGCUGGGAGAGUGUGCCAGCCCCCUGGCUCGGGGGCUGUCCACAAAGACAGAACUCUGGUCCCACCUAGAUCCCAGCCCCAAGGGGAGGGUUGCUCCCUCCUGGUGAGAGAGGUGAAGCCAGGGAAGAGGUCCUGCUCUCCAGCCCCCAGUAAGCAGAAAAAGCCUAAUGCCAUGGGUCUGGCCUCCACGUCAUCUCCUGGUGUCACUAACUCAGCCCAUGCCACACACAACCCAGUGCCUUGUGGGUCAGGCCGGGGGCCCUGCCAUCUGGCCAACCUCCUCAGCACAUUGGCCCAGAACAGCCACAACACAGACCAGAAGAAGAGGCCCCCGGAAGUGACCUGCCAAGUUCGGAAAAAGACUCGAACCCUAUACCGCUCAGACCAGUUGGAGGAGCUAGAAAGGAUCUUCCAAGAAGACCACUACCCAGACAGUGAUAAGCGCCGGGAGAUCGCCCAGACAGUGGGGGUCACUCCCCAGCGCAUCAUGGUAAUGGGGGCUGGCCAACUGGUUGCAGGGUGGAGGAGAAUCCACCACCUGGAACUCUCAAAGAGCAGAGCAUCUCUUCUUGUCUCUCCCCUGCAGGUGUGGUUCCAGAAUCGCCGGGCAAAGUGGCGAAAAGUGGAGAAACUGAAUGGGAAGGAGAAUAAUGACAAUCCUGCAGGCCCUGCCCCCACUCCUGCCCACAGUCAGUUCAGCUCUGCAGCUGAGCUGCCACCUACUGUGCCCAUGGACCCAGAGCCUGGUACCUUCCCUCAAGUGCCCCCUCUGGAUACUCUCCCAGAGCCCCCCUUUCUGCUGACGUCUGACCAAACUUUGGCCCCAAGCCAACUGAGUGAGGGUACUCAGAAGGUGGCAGUGACCCCACCACUCUUCAGCCCUCCACCAGUUCAAAGAGCCAACCUUCCUUUUCCCCUUGGCCCUGUCCACACCCCUCAACUGAUGCCUCUGCUGCUGGAUACUCCUGGCAGUGACAGCAGCCACAAGAAUGGCCCCUGUGGGUCCUGGGGGACAAGUGUCACGCCACCACCCACCUGCUCAUACUUGGAAGAGCUGGAACCCCAGGAUUACCAACCAAGCAACCAACCGGGACUGUUCCAGUUCCCCCAGGCGCCACAGCCCCAGUUUCCAUACCUGCAUCCCUUCCCCUUCCACAUGCCCAGUUCACUGACACCUCCACUGCUGGAAGACUCUCUCUUUACGUUGCCUUAUGGCUCCAAUGGGGGUACAACACAGGGCUACUUCCCAGGCCUGCCAUCAGGGCAGAUCCCGCUGCAGCCACCUGCUGGGAAUAUGAGUACAGUCCCGUGGAAUGACCCCUGCUUGCCAGAACUGCCCUUCCCGGGUCCUUUCUGUCCACCAGCUCUGGGGCACCCCCCGGGAGGCAAUGGCUUCUUCCCCGAUCUUUUUCCGGCUCCCUGUGCUCAGGCUACGAGCAGGCAGCCUUCUCCAGGUCUCACCCCGCUGCCUGAAGGGACGAGAUCAGGAACUGGGCCCUUACCCAGCAAGGCACAAGAGGAACAGGCUGCCGCCUCUGGGGAGCAGCCCUCAGCUCCCAAGGAGGUUCAAGAGGAAGACACGAACAGCCAUGCCCCCUAG
This is a messenger RNA of Equus quagga, 1941 nucleotides long. It is a transcript of the gene NOBOX, whose product is annotated as NOBOX oogenesis homeobox. Gene Ontology annotation, molecular function: DNA-binding transcription factor activity, RNA polymerase II-specific; RNA polymerase II cis-regulatory region sequence-specific DNA binding. Gene Ontology annotation, biological process: regulation of transcription by RNA polymerase II. The transcript is spliced from 8 exons. The coding region runs from base 1 to 1941 and encodes 646 amino acids. The record is from RefSeq and is a predicted model, not a curated record. NCBI's taxonomy places the organism in Eukaryota, Metazoa, Chordata, Mammalia, Perissodactyla, Equidae.